UUAUAUAUAUAUAUAUAUAUAUAUAUAUAUAUAUACUUUGUCUGUGACUGUAUAAUUUGGUUGUGAUUGAAUAAUUUGAUUUUAUGCUUGUAUCACGAUUGUGUUACCUACAACCGGUUUAUUUGAUUUUAAUGAUUCAUUACCGAUAUGAUAUCCAGAAAAAUUGGAGCCAUAACCUAAAAUUAGGCAUGUGCAAAGAAUCGUAAAUAGUGAAAUAUGCAAAUUAAAAAACCUAUUACAAUGUAUAAUGUCUAUGAGCAGUUAACUAUUAAAGAUAUAGCAAAUUGGGUCGCCUCUGGAGCAAUAAUAUUUGGUGGUAUUAUUCCAUAUGUACCACAAUAUAGAGAAAUUAAAAAAAGGAAUAGCGCAGAAGGAUUUUCUCUUUAUGUAUGCUUUACACUUUUAAUAGCUAAUACGUUACGUAUUUUCUUUUGGUUUGGAAAACAUUAUGAAAUACCUCUUUUAUUACAAAGUAUAUGUAUGAUUGUUACUAUGUUUAUAAUGAUUAAACUGUGUAUAAAUGUACAAAGCAGAAAUCAAGUAAUAAAAGCUAGAGAACGUGUAUUCUCAGGUAUAUCAACUGUAGGGGAAAAACAAAUUAUUAACAUAUACAGUAAUGUAUCCUUAAUUUAUAACACUUACACAGAUUUUGAUGCAAAUUUUUUUUGGAAGUGGACAGAUUUUCAAUCUUACGUAGACUUCAUGCUGUUGUUUGCAACAUUAAUAGGAGUUCUAACAUAUCUACUAGUGGAUGUACCAAUAUUUGUUGAAACUAUAGGAUUACUUGCAGUAUUAACAGAAGCCAUGCUUGGAGUACCACAAUUCUUGCGUAAUUUUUUUAAUAAAUCAACUAAUGGAAUGAGUAUUGUUAUGGUUGCAAUGUGGACAUUAGGUGAUGCAUUUAAAACGUGUUAUUUUGUUAUAAGAGAAGCUCCAAUUCAAUUUGAAGUUUGUGGUACUCUUCAAGUUAUAAUUGACAUUGCAAUUCUAACACAGGUAUAUAUUUAUCAAAGUAUAACAACAGUACAUACUAGAGUUCCAGUUCGAGUUGAUUAAAAAUAAUCCUAGUGCUCCAUUUGUGAAUGUAACAAAUUUUUUUCUAUAACUUUCAUUAAUUAAAAGAUUUAUCUAUGUUAUAGAUACAUAUGUAUUUAUAUGUACAUUUGAUUGUACAAAAGAAAAAAAAACAAGAUGAAAUACAUAAUAUAUUGUAAAUAAGCAUGUAUCAAACUAACAUUUCUGAUUUUUACUUGAAGGAUAAAUUAUAUUUUUUUAAUUAUAUUAAACUUUUGAUACAUUUUAAUUAUAUUACAAUGUACAAAUUUUAUUAAAUAAAAUUUUGUUAAUAUAAAAAGAAAUCAA
Messenger RNA from Frieseomelitta varia, 1362 nucleotides. Its product is annotated as solute carrier family 66 member 2. Gene Ontology annotation, biological process: retrograde transport, endosome to Golgi; phospholipid translocation. Gene Ontology annotation, cellular component: endosome; trans-Golgi network. Lineage: Eukaryota; Metazoa; Arthropoda; Insecta; Hymenoptera; Apidae. The record is from RefSeq and is a predicted model, not a curated record.